GAGAUAGGAUUUUAGGCCCACUCCAUUUCUCAGUCCACACAAACCCCAGCCAAAAAUCCCCUGAAAAUAAAGAAAAAAAAACACAACCACAGCAGAAGAAGAGAGUGCACAAAGAGUUGCAGAUCGAAAAUUCGUUACUGCGAAGAUAAUCGCCAUGGCGAACAUGAUCAUGGCCUCCUCCAAAGCCCUAAUCACAGCCUCAUCCUUCCCAACUGCGUCGACAACAAAACCCAGACUCCAACUUUCCCAAUUAUCUCACCCCAAGAUCAAAAUCUCAGAACAUCAGCAUCGCCAGAUUGUCUCAUUGUCCUCUUCCCUCAAAUCCACGGCAGCGAUUGCUGCAGCCUUCUUCGCCGUGGCGCCGCCGUCCUUCGCAGCGGAGAUAGAGAAAGCGGCGUUGUUCGACUUCAACCUUACACUGCCGGCGAUCAUGGCGGAGUUCUUGCUGCUCAUGUUUGCUCUCGACAAGAUCUACUUCACUCCGCUUGGGAAAUUCAUGGACGAGAGGGACGCAGCGAUUAAGGAGAAGCUUAACAGUGUCAAGGACACCUCGGGAGAGGUGAAGCAGCUGGAGGAGCAGGCUGCAGCUAUCAUGAAGGCAGCGAGGGCUGAGAUAUCGGCGGCCUUGAAUCAGAUGAAGAAGGAGACGACUUUUGAGGUGGAGCAGAAGCUGGCGGAGGGAAGGAAGAAGGUGGAGGCAGAGUUGGCUGAGGCUCUUGCCAAUUUGGAGAAGCAGAAGGAAGAGACCAUCAAAUCUCUGGACUCUCAGAUUGCCGCUCUCAGUGAUGAGAUUGUCAAGAAGGUCCUCCCCAUCUAAUGUAAUUCCCUUUGACUCAUCUCUUUUGUUCUUUUUUUGAUGAUGAAAUGAAAAUAGGUAUAUUUGUUUUGUUAGAUAGUUUUCUGUGUAUUCAAUCGGAGAAAAAUUGAAACUCCUGAUAUUCUCUCUCCCCUCAUAAUCAUUUCAAGUGAAAGGAGGGUAAAUGAUGUUUGUAUUAAUGAAUAUAAGGUUUAUUAGUCAACCUCUUAAUUGCAAUUUA
Molecule: messenger RNA, 1037 nt
Organism: Nelumbo nucifera (sacred lotus)
Lineage: Eukaryota; Viridiplantae; Streptophyta; Magnoliopsida; Proteales; Nelumbonaceae
Gene: PDE334
Product: ATPase, F0 complex, subunit B/B', bacterial/chloroplast
Biological process (GO): proton motive force-driven ATP synthesis
Molecular function (GO): proton-transporting ATPase activity, rotational mechanism
Source: RefSeq, a predicted model, not a curated record